Oncorhynchus tshawytscha (Chinook salmon) is the source of this 2487-nucleotide messenger RNA. Its product is annotated as polyunsaturated fatty acid 5-lipoxygenase. The record is from RefSeq and is a predicted model, not a curated record. The transcript has 14 exons. Gene Ontology annotation, molecular function: arachidonate 5-lipoxygenase activity; protein binding; iron ion binding. Gene Ontology annotation, biological process: linoleic acid metabolic process; lipid oxidation. NCBI's taxonomy places the organism in Eukaryota, Metazoa, Chordata, Actinopteri, Salmoniformes, Salmonidae. The coding region runs from base 289 to 2313 and encodes 674 amino acids. Gene Ontology annotation, cellular component: nuclear envelope.
UCUAGCUAGCUGUUUUACAGCAUUUGCAUUACAUGUGUGGUGUCAGUAUAUAAGGGGGUGUUUAUGAGAGAGUGAGCUAGAGAUAGAGGGAGGAGCGAGAGACCGAGAGUAGGAGAUCUAGAAAGUGUGAGGGUCUACAUAGAUUCAUUAGCAAAAAGGGGAAAUCUAAUUUUGUCCAGACUCUGAGUCAACAACCGACACACUUGUAGGAGGCUAUCAUAUCUGCCUGCAGACAACCAGUGGAUAUCAGUUCUCCUGUCCAUCGUGUGUGUGUGUGUGUGUACUACCAUGCCAUCCUACACAGUGACGGUGGCUACAGGAAGCCAGUGGUUUGCAGGGACUGAUGACUACAUCUAUAUCACCCUGGUGGGAACAGAGGGAUGCAGUGAGAGGACUUUACUGGACAAACCACUCUACAACGACUUCGAGAGAGGGGCGGUGGACUCGUAUGAUGUGACGGUGGGGGAGAACCUGGGAGAGAUGGAGCUGGUGAAGAUAGAGAAGAAGAAGUACUGGGUUCAUGAUGACUGGUACUGUAAGUACAUCACAGUGAAGACUCCCUCUGGAGACUACGUAGAGUUCCCCUGCUUCCACUGGCUGGUGGACGACAAGGAGGUGGUCCUCAGGGACGGCAAAGCACUGCUGCCAAAGGAUGACAAGACCAGACUGGUGAAGCAACACCGACACAAAGAGCUGGAGAGCAGACGGAAAACCUACAGAUGGAGGGAGUGGCAGCCUGGAAUUCCUAUGAGUAUAGAUGCCAACACUCACAAGGAGCUUCCCAGAGACAUCCAGUUUGAUAGCGAGAAAGGAGUGGACUUCAUACUCAACUACAGUAAGGCGAUAGAGAACCUCUGUGUGAACCAGUUCAUGCACAUGUUCCAGUCCUCCUGGAAUGACUUUGCUGACUUUGAGCGGAUCUUCGUCAGGAUCAAAAACACCAUCUCAGAGUAUGUGAUGCAGCACUGGAAAGAAGACUUUAUGUUUGGCUACCAGUACCUGAACGGCUGUAACCCAGUGAUGAUCCAGAAGUGCACCAAGCUGCCAGAGAAGUUCCCCGUUACACAUGACAUGGUGGCAGAUUGUCUGGAGAGAGAGAUGACUCUGGAGGAGGAGAUUGAGGCUGGUAACAUCUACAUAGCAGACUAUGAGUUGAUGGAAGACAUCAGUCCCAACAGUACAGACCCCUGUACUCUACAGUACCUGGCUGCUCCUAUCUGUCUGCUGUACAACAACAGCCAGAGCAAGAUCCUGCCUCUGGCCAUACAGCUGGGUCAGACUCCAGGGAAGGACAACCCUAUCUUCCUGCCCAGUGAUGGUCAGUAUGACUGGAUGCUAGCUAAGAUCUGGGUCCGCUCCUCUGACUUCCACAUCCACCAGACAGUCACACACCUGCUGAGGACUCACCUGGUCUCUGAGGUGUUUGGAGUGGCCAUGUUCAGACAGCUGCCUGCUGUACAUCCUGCUUAUAAGUUGCUCCUUCCUCACAUUCGUUUCACCAUCGCCAUCAACACCAAGGCCAGAGAGCAGCUCAUCUGUGAGUUUGGCAUCUUUGAUAAGGCCAAUGGUACAGGAGGUGGAGGUCAUGUAGAGAUGAUCCAGAAGGCUAUGAGGUCACUGACCUUCAGGUCUCUGUGUUUCCCUGAUGCCAUUAAGGCCCGCGGGGUGGACAGCCCUGAGGACCUACCCUACUACUACUACAGAGACGACGGGAACAGGGUCUGGGAUGUCACCAAGAGUUUUGUGUGGGACGUGGUGUGUAUCUACUACGACAGUGAUGACACAGUACAGAAGGAUGAGGAGAUCCAGGCGUUUGUUAAAGAUGUCAGCAGCUUUGGGAUGCAGGACCUUGACUGCUGUGGGUUUCCCAAGUCCCUGAAGACACGCGAGGAGCUCACAGAGUAUCUGACUGUCAUCAUCUUCACUGCCUCUGCACACCACGCUGCUGUCAACUUCGGACAGUAUGACUGGUGCUCGUGGAUCCCCAACUCACCCCCCACCAUGCGGAAGCCCCCUCCCAGGCAGAAGGGGGUGGUAGAUGUGAAGUUCAUCAUCCAGAGUCUCCCUGACCGCGGCCGGUCCUGCUGGCACUUGGGGGCCGUCUGGGCCCUCAGUCAGUUCCAGGAGAAUGAGCUCUUCCUGGGGAUGUACCCAGAUGAGCACUUCAUAGAGAAGCCAGUGAAGGAGGCCAUGGAGUUGUUCAGGAAGAGACUGGCAGAGGUCAGCAGUGUCAUCAAAAUCCGCAACGAAGGCAAGAAACUACCCUACUACUACUUCUCUCCCGACCGCAUCCCUAACAGUGUGGCUGUCUGAGAAAGGAAUGAAGGGGAGAGAGCAAGGAAGGGAACAAGGAGGGAUAGCUAUAUAGUCUGAUAUACACUGAGUGUACAAAACAUUAGGAACACCUGCACCUGCUUUCCAUGACAAGGUGAAAGCUACGAUCCCUUAUUGAUGUCACUUGUUAAAUCCACUUCAGUCAGUGCAGAU